This is a messenger RNA of Molossus molossus (Pallas's mastiff bat), 2982 nucleotides long. It is a transcript of the gene ROBO4, whose product is annotated as roundabout guidance receptor 4. The transcript has 17 exons. Gene Ontology annotation, cellular component: plasma membrane; axon. The record is from RefSeq and is a predicted model, not a curated record. Gene Ontology annotation, biological process: cell-cell adhesion; axon guidance. The coding region runs from base 1 to 2982 and encodes 993 amino acids. NCBI's taxonomy places the organism in Eukaryota, Metazoa, Chordata, Mammalia, Chiroptera, Molossidae. Gene Ontology annotation, molecular function: protein binding.
AUGGGCUCCGGAGGAGCGGGCCUCCUUGGGGUCCGGUGGCCCCUGCCGCUCCUGCUUCUGCUCGGCGCCGGAGGCAUGGCUCAGGACUUCGCACCCCAGAUCCUAGUCCACCCACAGGACCAGCUGCUCCAGGGCCCUGGCCCCGCCAAGAUGAGCUGCCGAGCCUCAGGCCAGCCGCCUCCCACCAUCCGCUGGCUGCUGAAUGGGCAGCCCCUGAGCAUGGUGCCCCCAGACGUACACCACCUCCUACCUGAUGGAACCCUGCUGCUGCUGCGGCCCCCUGCCCGGGGACGUGCCCAUGACGACCAGGCCCCACCCACAGACCUGGGCGUCUACACAUGUGAGGCCAGCAACAAGCUGGGCACGGCCGUGAGCCGCAGUGCUCGGCUGUCUGUGGCUGUCCUUCAGAAGGAUUUCCAGCUCCAGCCUCAGGACACAGUGGCCACGGUGGGCGAACAGGUGGUCCUGGAGUGCGGGCCGCCCUGGGGCCACCCAGAGCCCACAGUCUCCUGGUGGAAGGAUGGGAAACCCCUGGCCCUCCAGCCAGGGCGGCACAUGGUGUCCAGGGGCUCCUUGCUGGUGGGCAAAGCAGAGAAGAGCGACGCAGGGACCUAUAUGUGUGUGGCCAACAACAGUGCAGGACAACGGGAGAGCCGGGCAGCCAGGGUGUCUGUCCAGGAGCGUCGGGACUACAAGGAGCCUCUGGAGCUGCUGGCUGUGCGCAUUCAGCUGGAAAAUGUGACCCUGCUGAAACCGGAUCCCGCCAAGGGCCCCAAGCCCGGGCCCGCUGUGUGGCUCAGUUGGAAGGUAAGCGGCCCUGCUGCCCCCGCUCAGUCCUACACGGCGCUGUUCAGGACCCAGACGGUGCCCGGAGGCCAGGGAGCUCCGUGGGCAGAGGCCCUGCUGUCUGGCUGGCAGAGCGCAGAGCUUGGAGGCCUCCACUGGGGCCAAGACUACGAGUUCAAAGUGAGACCAUCCUCCGGCCGGGCUCGAGGCCCUGACAGCAACGUGCUGCUCCUGCGGCUGCCUGAGCAAGUGCCCAGUGCCCCUCCUCAGGAGGUCACCAUAAAACCUGGCAAUGGCAGUGUCCUUGUGAACUGGGUCCCACCACCUGCUGAAAACCACAAUGGCGUCAUCCGUGGCUACCAGGUAUGGAGCCUGGGCAACAGCUCAUUGUCCCCAACCAACUGGACAGUGGUAGGCGAGCAGACCCAGCUGGAGAUUGCCACCCAAACGCCAGGUUCCUACUGUGUACAAGUGGCUGCAGUCACCGGUGCAGGGGCUGGGGAGCCCAGUAGCCCUGUCUGCCUCAUUUUAGAGCAGACCAUGGAGCGAGCAACCCGAGAACACAGUGACCAUGGUCCGUGGACCCUGGAGCAGCUGAGAGCCACUUUGAGGCGUCCAGAGAUCAUUGCCACCGGGGCUGUCGUGCUCUGGCUGCUGCUGCUGGGCGCCACUGUGUGUGUCCACCGCCGGCGCCGAGCUGGGAUGCACCUUGGCCCAGGUCUGUACAGAUAUACCAGUGAGGACGCCAUCCUCAAACACAGGAUGGAUCACAGUGACUCCCCCUGGCUGGCAGACACUUGGCGGUCCACCUCUGGCUCUCGGGACCUCAGCAGCAGUAGCAGUCUUAGCAGCCGGCUGGGAGUGGAGCCCCGGGACCUACUGGACCGCCGUCGCUCCCUGAUCUCCUGGGAUCCCCGCAGCCCUGGUGUGCCCCUGCUUCCCGACACCAGCACUUUCUAUGGCUCCCUCAUCGCUGAGCUGCCUUCCAGCCCCCCGGCCCGGCCAAGCCCCCAGGCCCCAGCUGUCAGGCAUCUCCCAUCCCAGCUGGCCCGGCUCUCCAGCCCCUGGCCCAGUUCAGACAGCCUCUGCAGCCGCAGGGGGCUCUCUUCCCCACGCUUUUCGGUGGCCCCCGCAGAGGCUUGGAAGGCCAGGAAGAAGCAGGAGCUGCACCAGGCCAACAGCUCCCCACUGCUCCGGACCAGCCACCCCAUGGAGCUCUGGGCCUGGGAGUUGGGGAGUAAAGGCUCCAAGAACCUUUCCCAAAGCCCAGGAGCUGUGCCCCGAGCUCUGGUGGCCUGGCGGGCCCUGGGGCCGCAGUUCCUCAGCUCCUCCAGUGAGCCGACUUGCCCUGUCCCGCCAGCACCCCUCUCCUCCAAUGAACCCCCCACUCAGAAUCAACAGACCCAGAAGCUGGUGGAGCCCCAAGCUCCCUCCUCCCUCCCACUGUCAGCAGCCCCCAUUCCCACUUUCAUCCCCUCCAGCCCCUCCAGCCCCUCCAGCCGCUCCAGCUGCUCCAGCCGCUCUAGCCGCCAGGCCUCCUCCCUCUCUGGUCUCAGCCCAACCUCCAGUCGCCUGUCCAGCUCUUCACUGUCAUCCCUGGGGGAGGAUCAGGACAGUGUGCUGACUCCUGAGGAGGUAGCCCUGUGCCUGGAGCUCAGUGAGGGUGAGGAGACCCCCAGGAAUGGUGUCUCUCCUAUGCCAAGGGCUCCUUCACCCCCCAGCACCUAUGGGUACAUCAGCGUUCCGACAGCUGCGGAGCUAGCAGACAUGGGCAGAGCUGGGGGAGGGGUGGGGUCGGAGGUGGGGAGUUUGUUGUGCCCACCUCGGCCCUGCCUCACCCCCACCCCCAGCGAGGGCUCCUUGGCCAAUGGCUGGGGCUCAGCCUCUGAGGACAAUGCCCCCAGUGCCAGAGCCAGCCUCGUCAGCUCCUCCGACGGCUCCUUCCUUGCGGAUGCCCACUUCGCUCGGGCCCUGGCCGUGGCCGUGGACAGCCUUGGCUUUGGCCUGGAGCCCAGGGAAGCAGACUGCGUCUUCACAGGUGCCUCAUCGCCUCCCUCCCCCCGGGACGACCUCUUCCUGCCCCCCACCCUCUCCCUGCCCCUGUGGGAGUGGAGGUCAGACUGGCUAGAGGACAUGGAGAACGUCCACAGCCAGCAACUGGGAAGGGGACGGCCCCCCUGGCCCCCCCACUCCUAG